ACUCUGGUGAAGCUGGUGACCCGUCUGCACCACGGAACAGCUUCUACUGCACACCUGACGCUCAGACCGCAGCAUGCAGCAACCAGGCCGGCUGAGGCUGAGGCCGUGGCUGGAGGAGCAGAUUCAUUCUGGGAGGUAUCCAGGGGUCAGCUGGCUGGACCAGUCAGCACAAAUCUUCCAAGUCCCAUGGACACAUGCUGCUCGCCACGGCUGGAGUAUUGACCGAGAUGCUACUCUCUUCAGGAGUUGGGCCAUGCACACUGGACGCUACCAUCCAGGUGAAGACAAGCCAGAUCCUAAGACGUGGAAGGCAAACUUCCGCUGUGCGUUGAACUCCCUGCCGGACAUCUGUGAGCUGCGGGAGCACAGCAGGAAGAGAGGCAGCAACGCCUACAGAGUCUACAGGAUGCUGCCCAGCACCCAGGCCCACCGGCGCAGGAGAGGGCUGCGGUCCAGCAGGCACAGAGAGAGGCAGACCAGUUCAGGUGAUGGUACCAACACCGUGCACAGUCGGCAACCCACAACAAUAAGACUCAACUCAGACCUAACACAGAGGGUUGAGACCCCUGCAGAGGACGUAUCCAGCAGCUCUCAAACUCACGGGAUGUGGGAGGCCGAACCAGAGGAGCAGGAACAGACUGAGGCUGUGUUUAAGCUGAUGGACCAUUUGAGCAACGCUGACCUCUGGAACCAAAGUGGGGAACAGAGAAAAUGGAGAACACACACACUGUGGGACCACUGGCACUGUGCUGGUGAUGAUAACUCGUACUCUCUGCACCAGGAGAACCACUCUGAUCUGUUUGGUCCGAAUUACCUGAAGGAGCUCUCUGAUUGGUCCACAAAUCAGCAAAACCUGAUGUUGUAGCUGUGGACCAGUGGUUCUCCUGUUGAACAUAUAACAUACAUGUGUUGUUUCUAACCUUCAACUGUUUCCUCCUCCUGUCCAUCUGCUGUUGUGCAUAUGAUACCUCAAGCAUGACACCAUUAAAUAGUGUGCCUUUGGGCAUUCAAUACAUUUGAAAAUCACAAAAACUAUGAAAACAAAGGACCCCCUGGAAUGUUUCCACCAUGUGGGUGAGGUCACAUGUAUGUGUUAAGUUUGGGGAGAUGUGUGUGUCUGUGUUGGUGACAGGUUAGAGAAUGUAGUUAGUUUAAUCUAACAUUAACUUUCAAAUAACUUGUUACCAAGUAUCACAACAGCACAAAUCAAAAUUAUAAACAUAACAUGAAUAGAAUUGAACAGUCUUUGCUUAGCCCAGUAUACUUAUUAAGCCCAGUUGUGUUACCCAUCUAUGAAAUGGGGGAAAAGGUUGAUGUGCUGUUUGAAGUCCAGUGAAGUGGUCUUGCCGGUUUGUGGCUCCUGUUGUUGUGGUUCUGCUGUGCGAUGCUGCUCUCGUGCUGAAGUUCUCGCGUCGCUGCCUUUUAGAAGGUUUGAGCAGUCUGCUCCAGGCAGGCCUGCUUGAAUGUUGGUAGAGCUUGGAUAGGGAGGAAGCUUCUCUUGCUGGGUGAGCUGGAGAGCUACACCACACCUCUCCUCCAGGAGAGACUCUUUGAGUCGAAAGAGCGAGAGAGAUAUAAGAGAGAGGUUACUGGGCUUAUAUUGGCCUGGUGACCUCAUGGGUCAUUGGGCCCAUAGUGCCCAAUAGUGGUUGAAAGUUGUGUCCAGGGGAAGUUUAACAACUAGGUGUGUAGUGGAAGUUGAACCCUGGGAGACAGAGUUCUGGAGGCUCUCCUUUGUCUCCAGAACAAAGAAACAUCGGGUCAGGCUUUGGUUAAACAUGUAGUCCGAACUGUAGUUCACAAAUACUAGGUACCAACACUGCUGAGCUGACCACUGACAAAGAGAAACAGGAGAGGUGACGUGCAGACAGAUAUUUUGCUUCAUCAGUCAGUCGGUCAUCAUCUGUGCUGAGCACGCUGAGAUGAGGAUCCAGUUCCAAGCCAAGCUUUCACUAAGUGUCAUCUUCUUCACUGGGGUUCACCAUGGUUCAGUGGCUCUAACUCACUGAAGUGACACCAAGCUCACACCACAGCUCCCAGAGUAAACAGAUAUCAUUUCAUUUCAGAGCAGGACCUGUCUUUUCUCUGCCUGCGUUUGUUAAAAUAGCAGGCAGUAGAAUAAAGUACAUGCUACCUGGAUUGAGUGCUAGGUGGAGUUAAAGAAUGACAUGUAUUUUUUGUCUGUAUAGUGCAUAUGAUUUCUCCUUUAGAUACUCAUCAUAUUUUCUGUGUGUUUUUUUAAUGUUCCCAAGCAAUAUAAAGAUCAACUUGAUCUACGA
Messenger RNA from Pleuronectes platessa (European plaice), 2279 nucleotides. Its product is annotated as interferon regulatory factor 1. NCBI's taxonomy places the organism in Eukaryota, Metazoa, Chordata, Actinopteri, Pleuronectiformes, Pleuronectidae. The record is from RefSeq and is a predicted model, not a curated record. Bases 74 to 865 code for a protein of 263 amino acids. Gene Ontology annotation, cellular component: nucleus. The transcript is spliced from 7 exons. Gene Ontology annotation, biological process: regulation of transcription by RNA polymerase II; immune system process. Gene Ontology annotation, molecular function: RNA polymerase II cis-regulatory region sequence-specific DNA binding; DNA-binding transcription factor activity, RNA polymerase II-specific.